CUGAAGAAUAAAUUCAUGAAGAAAUUACCCCGUGAUGCUGAGGCCUCCAACGUGCUGGUUGGGGAGGUGGACUUCCUGGAGAGUCCUUUCAUUGCCUUCGUCCGGCUGCAGCAGGCGGUUAUGUUGGGUGCUCUGACCGAAGUCCCCGUACCUACCCGAUUUCUCUUCAUUCUCCUGGGACCUAAGGGCAAAGCAAAGUCCUAUCAUGAGAUUGGCCGAGCCAUCGCCACUCUGAUGUCUGAUGAGGUCUUCCACGACAUCGCCUAUAAGGCCAAGGACCGGCAGGACCUGAUCGCUGGCAUCGAUGAGUUUCUGGAUGAAGUCAUUGUGCUCCCCCCUGGGGAAUGGGAUCCAGCCAUUAGGAUAGAGCCCCCCAAGUCUCUUCCGUCUUCAGAUAAAAGGAAAAACAUGUAUGCCGGUGGAGAGAAUCUCCAGAUGAACGGAGACAUGCCUCACGACGGAGGGCACGGUGGCGGGGGCCACGGGGACUGUGAAGAGCUGCAACGAACGGGCAGAUUCUGUGGUGGCUUAAUCAAAGACAUAAAGAGGAAAGCACCGUUCUUUGCCAGUGACUUCUACGACGCUUUAAAUAUUCAAGCACUUUCAGCCAUUCUUUUCAUCUACCUGGCCACGGUGACCAACGCUAUCACUUUUGGAGGAUUGCUUGGUGAUGCUACGGAAAACAUGCAGGGCGUGUUGGAGAGCUUUCUGGGCACGGCAGUCACUGGCGCGAUAUUUUGCCUUUUUGCUGGUCAGCCACUUACAAUUUUGAGCAGCACAGGACCUGUCCUGGUCUUUGAACGGCUUCUCUUUAAUUUCAGCAAAGACCAUGGCUUUGACUACCUGGAGUUUCGUCUCUGGAUCGGCCUUUGGUCAGCCUUCCAGUGUCUCGUCCUCGUCGCUACUGAUGCCAGCUUCCUGGUCAAGUACUUCACCCGCUUCACCGAAGAAGGUUUUUCCUCCCUUAUUAGCUUCAUCUUCAUUUACGAUGCUUUUAAGAAGAUGAUCAAGCUGGCAGAUCAUUACCCGAUCAACUCCGAGUUCAAGGUGGACUAUAUCACGCAUUACUCUUGUGCCUGUGAACCAUUAGAUCCAGUGAAUAGCUCGUUAUUUAACGGGACAACGGUACCGUCAGCCGAUGAGCUGUUCUAUUCCUCUGCGGAGACGGACAACACCACCAUUGACUGGUCAUCUCUGACAACGAAGGAGUGCUUGAAAUACGGAGGACAACUUGUGGGCAACAACUGUGGCUAUGUCCCUGACAUUACCCUCAUGUCUUUCAUCCUCUUUUUUGGCACUUACACCUGCUCCAUGGCCCUGAAGAAAUUCAAGACCAGUCGCUAUUUUCCAACCACUGCCCGGAAGCUCAUCAGUGACUUUGCCAUUAUCUUGUCCAUUUUGAUUUUCUGUGGAAUAGAUGCCCUGGUAGGUGUGGACACACCAAAACUAAUUGUGCCAAGUGAGUUCAAGCCAACCAGUCCCGAGAGGGGUUGGUUCAUCCCACCUUUUGGAGGGAACCCGUGGUGGGUGUACCUGGCAGCAGCCAUCCCUGCACUGCUGGUGACGAUCCUCAUCUUCAUGGACCAGCAAAUCACAGCCGUCAUCGUCAACAGGAAGGAGCACAAGCUCAAGAAAGGUGCUGGGUAUCACCUGGAUUUGUUCUGGGUGGCCAUCCUGAUGAUCAUCUGCUCCUUUAUGGGUCUGCCCUGGUAUGUUGCUGCUACUGUGAUCUCCAUCGCUCAUAUCGACAGCUUGAAGAUGGAGACAGAAACUUCAGCCCCUGGAGAACAGCCCAAGUUUUUGGGAGUGAGGGAGCAGAGAGUCACCGGAGUCAUUGUUUUCAUUCUGACCGGUGUGUCUGUCUUCAUGGCUCCGAUCCUAAAGUUCAUCCCCAUGCCUGUGCUCUACGGCGUCUUCCUCUACAUGGGCGUCGCUUCCCUCAACGGUGUGCAGUUCAUGGAUCGUCUGAAGCUGCUCUUGAUGCCUCUGAAACACCAGCCUGACUUUAUCUACCUGCGCCACGUCCCGCUGCGCAGGGUCCAUCUGUUCACCUUCCUGCAGGUGGUGUGCCUGGCCCUCCUCUGGAUCCUCAAGUCCACCGUGGCUGCCAUCAUAUUCCCUGUCAUGAUCCUGGCGCUUGUGGCAGUCAGAAAGGCCAUGGACUACCUCUUCUCCCAGCAUGACUUAAGCUUUCUUGACGACGUCAUUCCAGAAAAGGACAAGAAGAAGAAAGAGGAUGAGAAGAAGAAGAAAAAGAAGAAGGGCAGUAUGGACAGCGACAAUGAUGAUUCUGACUGCCCCUACCCAGAAAAAGUCCCAAGUAUUAAAAUACCAAUGGACAUCAUGGAGCAGGAACCUUUCCUAAGUGAUAGCAAACCUGCUGACAGAGAAAAAUCACCAACAUUCCUUGAACGCCACACGUCGUGCUGAUACAAUUCCUUUCCUUCAGUCAUACACCAUGCCAAGCCCUCCACGGACUCCAGUAAAAGUUGUGCCUCAAAUUAGAAUAGAACUUGAGCCUGAAGACAAUGGUUAUUUCUGGAGGAGCAAGGGAACAGAAACUACUUUGUAAUUUGUCUGUCUUGUUAAAUCUUUUAUGGGGUUUAUUUUGUCACUAGCCAAAUAUUAAAAUGCUCUCUGCUUCCCACCUGCCCAGGUAAAUGAGAAUCA
Pterocles gutturalis (yellow-throated sandgrouse) is the source of this 2670-nucleotide messenger RNA. RefSeq names its product solute carrier family 4 (sodium bicarbonate cotransporter), member 4 (gene SLC4A4). Gene Ontology annotation, molecular function: monoatomic anion transmembrane transporter activity; sodium:bicarbonate symporter activity; solute:inorganic anion antiporter activity. Gene Ontology annotation, biological process: transmembrane transport; regulation of intracellular pH; monoatomic anion transport. The transcript has 19 exons. The record is from RefSeq and is a predicted model, not a curated record. Gene Ontology annotation, cellular component: basolateral plasma membrane; plasma membrane. NCBI's taxonomy places the organism in Eukaryota, Metazoa, Chordata, Aves, Pterocliformes, Pteroclidae. The annotation marks the transcript as partial.